This is a messenger RNA of Ornithodoros turicata, 1885 nucleotides long. RefSeq names its product arylsulfatase B-like. The record is from RefSeq and is a predicted model, not a curated record. Bases 50 to 1786 code for a protein of 578 amino acids. NCBI's taxonomy places the organism in Eukaryota, Metazoa, Arthropoda, Arachnida, Ixodida, Argasidae. The transcript has 8 exons.
AAGAAGAAGUUCGAAGCUGUUGGGCUUAGUUGCACUGACGCUGCAUUGAAUGUACCAGCCUAGGAUGUUGCACUAUACAUCUCGAACAACUAUUCUUGCAGCCAGAACGAUGGGAAUGGGAACCAUCCUCCUGCACGCGCUCCUGCUGUUUGCCGGCUGCCUGCAAGCAGUAGACAGCUCGAAAAGGCCGCACGUUGUAAUAAUUGUGGCGGAUGAUUUGGGAUGGGAUGAUGUGAGCUUCCACGGAUCCGAGCAGCUGCCCACGCCCAACAUUGAUACUCUGGCAAGCGACGGCCUCGCACUCCAUCAAUACUACGUCCAAGCUACGGGUACCGCAUCCCGAGCAGCUCUCCUGACGGGGCAAUAUCCCAUCCACACGGGCAUGCAAAACGGAGACAUCGGCAAUUCCGAGCCAUGGGGACUUGCACUCAACCAGAAGAUUAUGUCGGAACACUUCAAGGAUCUCGGUUACGCUACAUACGCUGUAGGAAAGUGGCAUCUCGGCUUCUUCAGAAGGGAGUACACACCAUUAAUGAGAGGUUUCGACAGCCAUUUCGGCUUUUGGACAUCUCAUACUGGAUACUUCGAUCAUAGCUCCUACGAGAGGUACACGCAAGACGGAACAUCUCAUUCGACGUGGGGAUUGGACCUGAGGGAAGACUUCAGGGUCGUCAACGACAAGGCCGGACAUUACGGAACAGACCUGUUCACGGAAAAAGCGGUGGAAAUCAUCAAGCGCCACAACGGCUCUAAGCCCAUCUUGCUCUACUUGGCGCAGCAGGCAGUGCACGUUGGCAACUCGUACCAUCCACUUGAAGCACCGGCCACCUAUGUGAAGAACUUUCAUUACAUCAAAGAUUUAAAACGACGAGUUUUUGCCGGCAUGGUAGGAGCACUGGACAACUGCGUGGGCCAAGUCUUCUCAGCCUUGCACGCUGCACGAAUGCUGGAAGAUUCCAUCGUGGUGUUCACGACGGACAAUGGAGGGGCUGCUGGAGGUGUGGACGGGAGUGUUGGUUCCAACUGGCCUCUUCGUGGUACCAAGGGAACGCUCUGGGAAGGCGGCGUCAGAGGUGUUGGGAUCCUCUGGACGAACAAGAUAGUACGUGGUCGUAUGGCUGCGCAGCUGAUGCACAUCACGGACUGGCUGCCCACGCUAUAUUCCGCUGCAGGCGGAGACAUAACGGACCUCGGCCCCAUCGACGGCAAAGACCUGUGGACUGCACUUGUAGACGACCGCCCUUCAACAAGGACUGAGGUUCUCUAUAACAUCAACUACAAGUACAGAUUGGCGGCUCUCCGAGUAGGGAAGCAUAAGUUGGUCCUCGGGGGAUCCCCGGACGAACAAUACGAGGGAUGGUACGAGACUGUGGAUAGCAAGUCCACCCACCCGCAGAUGACGUCGCUGAACUCGAGAAAAGCCCUCUUCACCGAGUGUGGCGUCUACAAGACGUUGUGGUCUUUCGGAAGGACUUCCCACUUGACGCUGUUUGACCGGUCCAUGGUCGUUGAGUGUGGGCCGAAGCCCACGGAAACGAACUCAUCCUGCAGGCCCAAAGUUCGUCCCUGUAUCUUCGAUCUGGAACGGGAUCCGUGCGAGUACAGGAACAUCGCAGGACGGGAAAGAAAACUAUUGGCGAGGUUAUUCUACAGGCUGCAAGAGAUUCAAGGAACAGGGAAAGGUCCUCUCAGCAAGCCUCCGACCAGCGCUGCAGAUCCGAGCCUUCACUGCAAUGUCUGGGUGUCCUACAUGGAAAGCCAACUCACAGGGAUGAGGCACUCGUAGCAAUAAAUAUCUAUUGCUUAUUAACCAAACAUACAUCUACAUCGCCCCUACUUUGCAGUAAUAAAUUACUACACACCGGUAGUCGCCGGUACAGUAGCA